AUGGCUUCUUCCCCUUUGAACCAAAAAUCCAAUUUUCAUGCUCGUUCAAACAGCUUGCCUUCUAGACCUCAUCCACUUGUUACUCAAAUAGAUGAGUAUCUAUGUAGGCUAAAGUCCAAUGAAUCUGCCUCAUCUUCAUCCCCGCCAUUGACCCGAAAUCUAAGUGGCCUUAGAGAUCUGUAUGAGUUGGUUGAUGAUUUACUUCAACUUCCUGUAAUACAACAAUCAUUAGCCCAACGAUGCAAUGACAAGCAGGUUAACGAGCUGUUGAAUGAGUCUCUCAAGCUCUUGGAUGUAUGUGGUGUGGCCAAGGAUGUUCUAUUGCAGGCCAAGGAAGAUACGCAACAACUUCAAUCGAUUUUGAGAAGAAGAAGAGGCACUGAAGCUGGUUUCACAAAUGAAACUAAGGAAUACUUUGCUUCAAGGAAGAAAGCAAAGAAGUUAAUACGUAAGUCUUUGAAAGCUUGUAAAUGUGGCUUUGCUCAGCUAGAAAACGACGGCGAAGCCACAUUUAGCAUGUUGAGAGAGGUUGAAAGAGUAACAUUCACUGUGUUUGAAUCUCUCUAUUCUUAUAUCUUUGGGUCAAAGAUGGAAUCAAAAUCUACCAACUGGUCUUUGGUGUCUAAGUGGAUGAGCUCCAAACGUGUAACAUGUGAGGGAGAAGCAACGGAAACCAACGAAUUCGAGAAAGUGGAUGCUGUUUUGUGCACUGUCAUUGGUAACAAGAUCGGAAAAUCUGGAAAAAUGAGCAGUGAUGAUGCACAAAUUGAGUUGCAGAAAUUGGAGUCAAGCAUUCAAGAUCUUGAAGAUGGAGUGGAGUGCUUGCUGCGGCUCUUGAUCAAAACUAGAGUUUCUGUUCUCAACAUCCUUAGCCAAGAGGCAUUUACCUGA
Messenger RNA from Hibiscus syriacus, 891 nucleotides. RefSeq lists its product as uncharacterized. Gene Ontology annotation, biological process: shoot system development; root development. The record is from RefSeq and is a predicted model, not a curated record. The transcript has a single exon. NCBI's taxonomy places the organism in Eukaryota, Viridiplantae, Streptophyta, Magnoliopsida, Malvales, Malvaceae. The coding region runs from base 1 to 891 and encodes 296 amino acids.